AUGGACCUUGUUCUGCUGCUGCUGGUGUUUGUAGCUCCAGUAGUUCAGUGCUACAGCUCAGGGUUAGUCAUGGACAGCUGUGACGACAUGCAGCCCCACCACAAUGGGCUGCGCCCGCAAACAGGACCGUCGCCCUUCACUGUUACUACAGAGCACAACAGCUACGGACUUGGAAAGGAGGUCAAAGUUCAGCUCCAGGCCCCAGCUUCCACACCGUUCACUGGUUUCCUACUACAGGCCAGAGAAGUGGGGCGCCGAUCCCCUGUGGGUUCCUUUGCCACGGCAGCCGAGGCCACUCGACUUCUCACCUGCAGCCAAAUACCUGCCUCAGCUGUAUCUCACAGAUCAAAGUCUGCUACGACCUCCAUUCAAGUGAGAUGGAGAUCAGAAGCAUCAGGAGACAUGAAAGCUGUUCAGUUCCAUGCGUCUUUUGUGCAGAGUUACAUGACAUUCUGGGUCGAUGUGACAAGCCCUACCCUGACCUUCACUAAUGAGUCCAAUGGAUCCACCGGUCCUCCGACUACCAGCACUAUUUCCAGAGCAGACUGCGGUGUCACCAAGGCGUGCUUCAGUCAGCCUUCAAACUGUGAUCCUGCAGCCAGUGCUGACUGUUAUUUCUUGUCAGCUAUGAUGCUGCCUGCCAGUGGUGGCGCCGUCCGCUAUGAGAUGUCGGGUCCUUCUAAUGGAUACAUCUCUUUUGGAUUUUCUGAUGAUCAGAUGAUGGGAGAUGAUGACAUCUACAUAUGUGGCAUAAGCAGCAGUGGACUGGUGCGGCUGCAGCAUGCUUUCUCAACAGGACGUACGACCCCACAAGCACUGCCUCUGGGGAAUGUUUCUGAAGUAAAAGCAUCAAUGCAGGACAGUGUGAUCAGCUGUUCCUUCACUUCCAUGAACACUGUUUCUACUCAGAGGACUUCUGGCUUCAACAAAACCUACCACCUAAUGUUUGCCCAUGGACCCAGUGACAACGGACAAAUCCAGCUCCAUACGGGUACUUUCACCAGCACUGACAAGGUAGACAUUUCCAAACCUGGGCUUGUCCGAAAAGCUGGAUUGCCUCAUAUCAUCAAAGCGCACGGAGCUCUGAUGCUGAUCGCCUGGAUGACCACAGGAUCACUGGGAAUGAUGGCAGCCCGAUAUCUGAGAGGAGUGGGCAAAAACCAGAAAGUGUGUGGCAAAGAAGUCUGGUUUGUGGUCCACGUUGCAGUGAUGAGUGUGACAGUAGCAGCCACAAUCACUGCCUUCAUCCUCUCUUUCUCAUAUGUUAAGGAAUGGUCUGAGGGAGUCCAUCCUGUGCUGGGUUGUCUUGUUCUGAUCCUCUCAACCCUGCAGCCCAUACUGGCUCUGCUGCGCUGUGGACCCCAACAUCCACUGAGGUCUUUGUUCUACUGGUCACAUGCUUUGAAUGGAUUGGCAAUGAAAGCUAUAUCUGUGGCAGCAAUAUUUACAGGCCUGAAGCUGGUGGACAGCACUGAUGACCGAUGGCUGAUCAAAGUGAUGGGUGGUUUUCUUGGAUGGGAAGUUCUGUUCUGCAUUCUGUUGGAGGUCCAUUUAAAAUGGAAGGUUAAUAGUCAAGAUAGUCCAACCCCCCGCCUGGAGUCCAGAAUGAUAACAGUUGAUGUUGUGCUGAUGGCUCUGUUCUUCCUGGGAAACCUCUCCGUGUUGGUGGCGCUCUUGGUUGGAAUCGGGAAGUUAUGA
This is a messenger RNA of Stegastes partitus (bicolor damselfish), 1698 nucleotides long. Its product is annotated as putative ferric-chelate reductase 1. The record is from RefSeq and is a predicted model, not a curated record. Gene Ontology annotation, cellular component: membrane. Bases 1 to 1698 code for a protein of 565 amino acids. The transcript has 15 exons. Lineage: Eukaryota; Metazoa; Chordata; Actinopteri; Pomacentridae.